AUGCAUUCAAAAUCUGACGGUGGGAAUCAGAUUGUUUCAGAGGUGGUUCAUCAUCAUAAUUCAUCUUCCUCCAUUAACAGUUUGAACCCUUGGCAACGUGCUGCUGCUGCCUGCAAUGCAAGUUCUUGUAAUCGAGAGGAAUCUGUAGAGAAGUCGAGAGCAUUGGAAUCAACUAAUGGUUCGAAGUCGCCAUCUAAUAGAGAUGAAAAUGGUAACAAGGAAUCACCACCACAAGUCACAACCUCUCCCCAACAAUCAGAUGGAGAUUACAGUGAAAAAAGUCAAGAACUUGUUACAGGACCUCCUCACCCUCAACUUGUUAGCCACACAGUUGGAUGGACAUCCUCAAAUCCAUACCACGAUCCUUAUUAUGCUGGAAUGAUGGCUACCUAUCCCUUGGCUUAUGUUCCAUAUGGUGGGAUGCCUCAUUCAAGAAUGCCACUGCCUCCUGAGGUGGCACAGGAACCAGUUUAUGUGAAUGCUAAACAGUACCAGGCGAUUCUUAGGCGAAGGCAGGCACGCGCCAAGGCUGAGCUAGAGAUGAAGCUUAUCAAAUCCAGAAAGCCUUAUCUACAUGAAUCUCGGCAUCAGCAUGCUAUGAGGAGGCCUAGGGGCAUUGGAGGACGGUUUGCAAAGAAAACGAACACAGAAGCUUCACAAAAAAAAGAUGGAGAAAAGAGCAAUGGUUGUCGUACUCAGUCCCCAGCGUCAUCUAGUUCUGAUCAACCUGAAGCUUGGAAUGAUGAGCAUAGAACAAAAUCCGAGGAGAUGCAAAGCUCAGCUUCUAAAAGAAGGGAAGAAGCAGACUGUUCAGGGCAACAAUGGAACAGCAUUUCCUCAAACCAUCCUUCUCAAGCUCGUCUAGCCAUCAAAUGA
Molecule: messenger RNA, 876 nt
Organism: Eruca vesicaria subsp. sativa (arugula)
Lineage: Eukaryota; Viridiplantae; Streptophyta; Magnoliopsida; Brassicales; Brassicaceae
Source: the annotation of a GenBank genome assembly